GCCAGAGAUCUUCAACAGUCUCAAUUCGAGCAAAACACCACUUCACUAUGUACAAUCCAAGCCGCGAUAGAGAGUUUCACAGCCUCAAAGGUUUAAAUGCCUCGCUGUGCCGCCAUCCGCACGACAAGAGUCCUUGGAAGAAUCUCCAAGUUUGAUGAAAGCGCGGUUCGCAGUACGUACAACACAAGACCCUGGUCUUGGCAUCUCUCAUAUAUAAUUCCAUUGGACCCUUCCAUUUUCCCGAGGUCUCAAAUCAACGUGUCUUCCACAUCUUCUCGCACAAAAUACACUUGUAGUUCAAGAUGGCAGGAACCAAUUUCCUUAUCAUGAACGCAGCCUUUCCCCCUCUCGAACCAAAUGACGGACAUUCCCAUUUAAAGGCACCUGAGCCAUCUGGACGAAAAUCCUUCGAAUCAGCCUCUUCAGUGCCUAAUUCAACACAUUACAGGUCGUCAAUCUCUUCCUUGUCCGAAAGUAUUAACAACACGACGCAUUCAACCACGCUGCAGAACGCAAACACGUAUACCUUUCACCUCCCAGAAACUUACAAGCACUCUCGUCGCGAUAUCCACGUCCGCGACGCCCAAGGAACGGAAAUCCUGUAUGCCAAAAUGUCAGAACACAAUCCGUUGAAACCAGACAUUCAAUUCUUCUCCAAUUCCACUUCAGCAACGCCCGUUGGAAGCGCGAAACUCCGCCAUGGAAAGAACUUGAAACUCAUCUUGGAGCACGGAGAAGAGAAAGAAAUGCACAACGUUUCCAAGAACAGGGAUUAUUGCUUCUACCUCCCGGAUUCGGCGGGGACCAGCAGAAAGGUAUUAUGGACGAGAGUGAACAUGGAAGGUGGUGGAGGACCUGCGACUGGGAAGGGAAAACGAGCAUUGAGGUAUGAGUUAGGUGAUGAAGGAAGUGGAGAGGUAUUGGCUGUUUAUGAUGCAGGGGAGCAUGCCAAGAAUGAUUUUCUGCACCGGGGCACUUUGACGAUGAGUUCUGAGUUGAGUGUGGGUGAGGAAGGAGGGUUGUGGGUGUUGAUGGGAGCGUUGGGGAUCUAUGAGAAAGCGAGACGGAGAGUGCCGACGGGUGGAAUAGGUGCCAUAAUACCUGGUUCCUGAAAUAAUAUCUUACAAGUGGAGGAAAGUAGGAAAUCUGUCAGUCAGGUAAACCUUCUCCUAUAGUGCAUAUUCCCUUGGAAACCGAAUAAUACGGUAUUGGGGCUUUGUAAGAUUUGCUAAGGAGGUACACCAGCUCAUUAAUAUAACGUGUAAAAGCUACAAAUAUAGUGGGCGCCAUGCUGUCUACACGGG
Molecule: messenger RNA, 1304 nt
Organism: Mollisia scopiformis
Lineage: Eukaryota; Fungi; Ascomycota; Leotiomycetes; Helotiales; Mollisiaceae
Exons: 1
Coding region: 303-1112 (269 amino acids)
Source: RefSeq, a predicted model, not a curated record